This is a messenger RNA of Penicillium soppii, 765 nucleotides long. RefSeq names its product putative cell wall protein. Lineage: Eukaryota; Fungi; Ascomycota; Eurotiomycetes; Eurotiales; Aspergillaceae. The record is from RefSeq and is a predicted model, not a curated record. The transcript has a single exon. Bases 1 to 765 code for a protein of 254 amino acids.
AUGGUCUCCACCACUAUCAACUUCUCUGGCCUCAUGUGCCUCUUCCUCACUCUCGGCCCUGCUACCGUUCUCUCAGCUCCUGCUCCGCAGAUACCCGGUCUCCCAGUGCCCGACAUCAUCAACCACUCUGAGACCACCAACGAAGGCGGCAACAGCGAGUUCUCUGCCGGCAGCGGCGUCAAUGUCGGCAUCCCCGGCGGCCCCUCCGUCAAUGUCGGAGAAGGUGUCCACAGCUCUCACCGCGGCCCCUGUGGUCCUCUUGCUGGUGACGACAAAUCCGCCGGCGCAGGCGUCAAUGUUGGCAUCCCUGGCGGACCAUUUGUCAACGCUGGUGAAGGCGAACAUGAACACCACGACGGCUACCCUUGCCCCGAGCCUCCAGUGGUGAUUGUCCCCACCACCACUGCUUCCGUCCAAACCUGGGCUCCUGUCAUCGUUCCCACCAACUACCCUGCCGCUCCCGUCAUUGUUCCUACCAACUACCCUGCCGCUCCCGUCAUUGUUCCUACCAACAAGCCUGCCGCUCCCGCUCCCAUGGUGCCAACCUACACCACACCCAUCUAUGUCCCCCACACGACUCCCGCCGCCUACGCUCCCGCCGUUCCCAUCGUCAAGCCAUCCACUCCUCUCAUCCCCCAACCUGCUUCUGCUCCUUCCGCCUCGCCCUCUCACUCCACCAUGCCCGUCUUCAACGCAGGCUCAUCCCUCGCCCCUGCAUCCGUUCUAGCCGUGGCAGUUCCCGUCAUCCUGGCUUUCUUCCACUAG